AUGCGCACUGCUUGCAUGAUGUUGUCCUCUGUCUUCUUCAUCGCCCUCGCAAACUUCGCCCCAGCUGCCGCUGAAACCAAAUCUAAUACUUUCGAGAAACGCAUGGUCCCUCCUGAACUUGGUGCGAACCGCGAUCGCGUGUCUUUCCAACAGCUCUCGGAUGGAAAAUUUCGAGGCAUUGACGAUCACCUUCCAACCGAGUCUUCGUAUCGACCCACAGCUCAUGAUGACAAGAUGUUCUACGACGAGAAGCCUCUUUUCACUUUCAAGAGACAAGACUCGAGAUUGCCGGCUGCGACACUCCGUCAAGCUGUCGCGGACUUCGGCGGAUUUCACGCUCGUGUCAAAGGCCAAGGACAUGUUUACACCCUCACGCCUCGUGUAGAGAACGACGAAUUGAUCUGGCCAUACAACUGGGACGAGGUCAGCCGGUCGCUCAGUCUUAUGGUGAGACGAUCCGACUGGGCAGAGGGUGUAUUUGGCCAGAACGUGGUCAAACUCGCACACGGUUAUCCCGUCGGUUCAGUUCGUCCCGGAGGAGGACUUGGUUUUCCCCGGCAGCUUGAAGCUCCGGAAUGGACAAGAGUCCAUCGAUCUGAGCCAGUCAGCUCCGAAUGGGACGUGCCCACCCUGAGAGGGAAGCUGGACGACUAUCGCUACUUGCGGUUCUUGGAUUCGUAUGGUUCGUAUUCGUUCGGCGUAAGAGCUUUACCUGAUGGCCGCAUUGAACACACUCUCGCCGAUGCAACGAGACGAAUACUACAUUGA
This is a messenger RNA of Pseudozyma hubeiensis SY62, 768 nucleotides long. RefSeq names its product NAD-specific glutamate dehydrogenase. NCBI's taxonomy places the organism in Eukaryota, Fungi, Basidiomycota, Ustilaginomycetes, Ustilaginales, Ustilaginaceae. Bases 1 to 768 code for a protein of 255 amino acids. The record is from RefSeq and is a predicted model, not a curated record. The transcript has a single exon.